This is a messenger RNA of Salvelinus namaycush (lake trout), 2795 nucleotides long. Its product is annotated as EMI domain-containing protein 1-like. The transcript has 17 exons. Gene Ontology annotation, molecular function: protein binding. The coding region runs from base 327 to 1811 and encodes 494 amino acids. The record is from RefSeq and is a predicted model, not a curated record. NCBI's taxonomy places the organism in Eukaryota, Metazoa, Chordata, Actinopteri, Salmoniformes, Salmonidae.
CUCUGCUUUUAAAAGACUCACGUAGAGUAUAAAACUAUAGUUUCUUGCCCAUUGUGAGACGCUCGACACGAGACAGGCUACAUUACGCACAGGCGGGGGGAGGGAGAGUUGAUAUUGAAAAGAAAAGAGACUGACCAGUCACAAUUCCAAGUUUACUUCGUCUGGUUUCUUCGGAACACUGCUGAUAGAUUUGGGCAUGCGGGGAACUUUCGGAAAGUCCGUGUUUUUGGUUUUUGUGCGACAUCACGGGGUGUCAUUGUUACCUUUCUUUUCGUGACAUUUAAAAGGCAUCCACUUUAUUUUUUGCUAUUAUAACGGCCGCGGAAAUGGGAGCGUGUCAACGGGACGUUGUGUCCGCGCUUUGCCGAAAAAGUUUCCGUUGGAUUGUGCUGCUGCUGUGGCUGACCUCUGCAGCUCAUGCGACCUGGAGGACGGGGCUUUACAAAUAUUCAGCUGGGACCCAACUCAACAGAGAGUCGUCCGCAGCGUCUCAAACCUCUAUUUAUCAAAAAAGGAACUGGUGUCCCCAUACAGUCACUAAGACGGUGACUUGCCAGGUGCAGAAUGGGACAACCCUGCAGCGUGUCUACCAGACAUGUCGCUGGCCACAGGGAUGCACAGGGGGCAGCUACCGGACAGUGGUCAGACCCUCCUAUAAGAUGGUGUACCGUACCAUCAACUCUCUGGAGUGGAAGUGCUGUCCAGGCUACAGCGGCACGGCCUGUGAAGAAGAGUCAGGAAACCAGCUGGUGGCUCAGGAGGCGGUGAGGAAGCCGUCCACUCUCCGCCGACCUCCUGCCUCUGCCCGCACAGAAGCAGGAACAGGGGAGCAGCUCUCCACCAAUUGCCUCAACUGUAGUCGAUUCACAGCACUGACAGACAGACUCAGCUCACUGGAGGAAAAGGUCCAAGUGCUGUCCUCUCCUGCCUCCACUUCACACCGCCACCUACAGGGUGAAGAAGGAACGGCACCGGAGUCUUCCUCACAGACAGGGGCUCCACAAACCAAAGGAGCCCCUGGCGAGCAGGGACCCGUAGGUCCACAGGGCGAUAGAGGCAGAGACGGUACCCCUGGACAAGAUGGGAAGCUCGGGUCUCGGGGACUGCCGGGCCCCAGUGGCCCCAGGGGCGAGGCUGGGGUGAGAGGCCCUUCUGGGACCCCAGGACCAGUGGGACCCAAAGGUCCAUCAGGUCUCCCAGGAGAGAGGGGUCUACCUGGGCUUGCUGGACCUCCUGGACCCCCUGGACCCCUGGCCCCAGCCAGCGCCCGCAUCCCAGAGCCAGACCGGGGUCAGGGCAAGGAGCUGCUCCUCUCCAACACCUUCCCUGACCCACGAGGGAUGCCUGUCCAAGGCCCACAAGGCCCUGCUGGACCUGCUGGUCCUCCAGGCCCCAAAGGCCCCGUGGGACCCCCUGGCCCAGCAGGACAGAACGGGAAGUCAGGUGCCCCCGGGUUACACGGCCCGGUGGGGCCGAAAGGAGAACGUGGGGAGAGAGGUCCUCUGGGUUAUCCAGGAGAGAGAGGUUUCAGAGGAGAGCCGGGAGUAGCAGGAGCCAAGGGAGAGCCAGGACAGAAAGGCCUGCCGGGGGACGGGAUACAUCAGAUCAGAGAAGCGCUGAAGAUCUUAGCUGAGAGGGUUUUAAUCCUCGAGACUAUGAUCGGUAUUCAUGAGCCUGAUCUAGGGUCUGGAGAUGGUCAAUUCGGGACUGCAUCCCCAGGUGGUUUCUACAGGGAUAAGCGAGCAGGAGCCGAACCCUAUCGGCUCGUCUCCCCUCCUCUGUCCUCAGACACCAAGGUUCAGGGGAAGUAGCAUUGUUCCCUGCUGCAUCUCUGAGGAUCACAGGCUGGGUUUAACUACCCCCUCCCUUAGGUCUCUCUGGCACUCUACUGAUCCAGACCUUAUCUGAUACCCUCUGUGGGCUGUACCAUCAGACGAAAGGUGGGGGACACCUCAGGGAAGCUCCACUGGUGUUCCGGAGUCUGCCCGCCUCCAUUGGGAACCAGUACCAGCCACCUUUACCCCAACAUACACCUCCCCGUAGACCCAUGGCUCCCCCUGUGUCCCAUCCCUGUGGCUACAGCUAGGAAAUAUUUCAAGAAAAUAUCCUAUAGGCCUCUGGAAAACAUGCAAACAUUAAAAAGCUUGAUAUGUUAAAUGGUGCUCAAUCAUCUGAAAACAAUUCUGGACUAUAAGGGUCAUUGCAGGAUAGUAUAAAUGGCUGUAAAUUAAAGGAGGAAUUAAGUGUAAAAGAAAAGACUGGCUCCGAGAAUUUGUUUGGACUAUAACAAUGUUGGCAACCUGAGGUUUACUUAUUUAAAUAUAUUGAGCAUGUACAGACUGCAAGGCACACGUACACAAAAAAACCUCUUCCUCUUAUAUUCCUUUUGUUUUGUUUCUAUAAUAUUGUGUUACUCCUUACUAUGUAGUGCACUAUAAAGAUGAAGACAUGACACACCUUUCCUAUUGAGAUGUCAGUUAGUAGUACCAUGUUAUGGAAAGCAUUGCUUAUCAGUGCACAGUAUUUGUCUUGGUGUCUGAUAACCACCCCUUUAAAUCAAACAAAUCCAACAAGAGAUUGAAUUGUAAUUAUUUUAUUCACAUUUUAUUGUAGAUUUGUUGGUGCACAAAAAAAAUGCAGUUAUGUGCUACCUGUUUCUACAUUCUUAGACAGUAUUUGUUCUCAACAGCAGUGCUGGAAUACAAAACUCAUACCCAUAUAGCUAAGUAUCUCCUUUACCAAAACUGAUAUGUGAUCAAAUUCCUGCAUUUAUUUCAAACCCCAAACUGCAGCUC